UCCUCCCCCCCUCGCCUUCCUCCUCCUCCCUUCUCUCGUGACGCCCCCCCUCCUCUCUUCGUCCUCGUCUGCUCCCUCAUCUGAGUUCAUAAACCUCGGCCCUUCCUCCCCGCCGCGGCGCCUCCCGGCGGCACUCGGGAUGGAUUUGUCUCGGUUUGCUUCCGGCGUCGGGCCUAGCCGCACGGCCCCGCGGCCGGGCUUGCAGAUCGGCGCCACCGGGAAUGGCUUCCGGACAUGCUCGCUGCGGCGACCCAGGCAUCGCUGCGGCGGCGGAAAUCCCAUCGGCGCCUCUGCGUUCCGAGGCUGCGGUUCCGGUGGCCUCUUCCACUUGGCUCCGAAGCUCGGGAGCCCUCUCGCUCUCCGGACCAGAGGGAGGGCGCUGAGGUGCCAGGGGAACGACUCACUGUCCUAUGUUGAUGGCUCUUUGGAAGGUACCAAUGGCUCAGUAAUGGAUAGUACCGAGGAUGAAGCAAAGGGCUCAGGGUUGGAUGAGGAGAAGGGUAAUGAUGACACGGAUAAUCUCCGCGAGUUGCUUCAGAAGGCGAGGAAAGAGCUGGAGGUGGCUAGGUUGAACAGCACCAUGUUUGAGGAGAAGGCGCAGCGGAUAUCGGAGUCGGCCAUCGCCCUGAAAGAUAGGGCGGAUAAAGCUCAGAGCGAUGUCUCUUCUGCCGUGGCAACUGUACAGGAGAUCAUCAGCAAGGAGGAUGAUGCCAAGGAGGCUGUACGGAAGGCUACAAUGGCGCUCUCCAUGGCUGAGGCCCGCUUGCAGUUGGCAUCAGAAGCUCUGGAUGCGAAAAGGGGAUCAGUCGGGCCAAUGGAGGUUAGCAUUGAUGAUGUGGAGGAGGAAGCCCUUGCAUCUGCUCAGGAGGAGAUCAAAGAGUGCCAAGAAAGUUUGUCAAAAUGUGAGGAGGAGCUGAACCGGAUCCAAGAGAAGAAAAUGGGGUUGCAGAAGGAAGUUGAUAGACUGACAGAGCUUGCUGAGAGGGCUCUUUUGGAUGCUUCAAAGGCUGAGGAGGAUGUUGCCAAUAUAAUGGUGUUGGCUGAACAGGCAGUGGCUCUUGAGAUGGAAGCUGCACAGCGAGCAAAUGAUGCGGAACUAGCACUGCAGAAAGCGGAGAAGGCCAUCUCCUCGGUCGAUGCUGUGGUAGAGUUACCAGCACCUGCUGAGGAGCAAGCAAGUGGUGAAGAAGACAGUGUUUCUGAAGUGUAUGAUUACAGCACUGAUGGUAUAAAUGAUAUUUCUGAAAGAGAUGAGGUGUCAAAUGUUGAGCGCCUAAUGGAUGGGGACUUAGCUGUUGAAGGCAUUGAGCAACUUGAAUCGUCCCGUGAAAUGUCUGAUGAAGAAAGCGCUGACAAGUUGCUUGUUGAGCCUCAGAAAGAAGCUGAACCUGAGAUAGAUAAGUCAAAGCAAGGGAAAAAGCAGGAAAUAGACCGAAAGGACUCUCCGUCAUCGAAUACUUCUAAAGCAUCACUGAAGAGAUCAUCUCGGUUUCUCCCUGCAUCUUUCUUCUCCUCCAAAGCGGAUGGAGAAUUUACUCCUACUUCUGUUUUCAAGGGGUUAAUGAAAUCGGCUAGAAAGCAUGCACCGAAGCUUGUUGUUGGGAUGGUGCUUCUUGGUGCAGGAGUGUUCUUCUUAAAUCGAGCUGAGAAGAGUAGUCAAUUAUUUCAGCAGCAAGAAAUAACCACAAGUAUUGAAGAAGUUACCUCCACUGCAAAGCCCAUAGUUCGUGAGAUGCGAAAGAUCCCAAAAAGAGUAAAAAAGCUAAUUGAGCUCUUACCUCGUCAAGAGGUAAAUGAGGAAGAAGCUUCACUCUUCGACAUUCUAUAUUUGCUUCUGGCUAGUGUUGUUUUUGUACCAUUAUUUCAGAAAAUACCUGGAGGUAGCCCUGUUCUUGGAUAUCUCGCUGCUGGUGUCCUAAUCGGUCCCUAUGGGCUCUCCAUCAUCCGUCAUGUCCAUGGAACAAAGGCUAUUGCUGAAUUUGGAGUUGUGUUCUUGUUGUUCAACAUUGGCCUUGAGCUUUCUGUGGAAAGGCUAAGCUCAAUGAAGAAGUAUGUCUUUGGGUUAGGCUCUGCUCAGGUGCUGGCUACGACAGCAGCUGUUGGUAUGAUAGCCCACCGUUUUGCAGCAGUACCAGGACCAGCAGCAAUUGUUAUUGGGAGUGGUUUGGCUCUAUCCUCGACAGCUGUUGUUUUGCAAGUACUACAAGAACGUGGGGAGAGUACAUCACGCCAUGGACGUGCUACAUUUUCCGUGUUACUGUUCCAGGAUUUGGCUGUGGUUGUCCUGUUGAUAUUAAUACCUCUUAUAUCACCUAAUUCUUCAAAAGGAGGGGUUGGUUUCCAAGCAAUUGCAGAAGCUAUGGGAAUGGCUGCUGUAAAGGCAAUAGCUGCUAUAACAGCCAUAAUUGCUGGAGGUCGUCUGUUGCUUCGUCCAAUUUACAAGCAAAUUGCUGAAAAUAGGAAUGCAGAGAUAUUUUCAGCAAAUACCCUCCUUGUUAUUUUUGGAACAAGUCUUCUCACAGCUCGGGCUGGGUUGUCGAUGGCACUGGGAGCAUUUUUGGCUGGUCUAUUGCUAGCAGAAACAGAAUUCUCCUUGCAGGUUGAGUCGGAUAUUGCUCCUUAUCGUGGCCUUCUGUUAGGUCUUUUCUUUAUGACGGUUGGAAUGUCUAUCGACCCCAAGUUGCUUCUUUCAAAUUUCCCAGCGAUCUCUGUGAUACUAGGCCUCUUGAUUGUUGGAAAGACAAUGUUGGUUACAUUUAUUGGUAGAGUAUUCGGAAUUUCCACCAUAGCUGCUGUUCGCGUUGGUCUGAUGCUUGCACCUGGUGGGGAGUUUGCUUUUGUUGCCUUUGGAGAAGCUGUCAAUCAGGGUCUUCUAUCUCCGCAAUUAUCGUCAUUAUUGUUUCUAGUGGUUGGCAUUUCAAUGGCUCUUACACCAUGGUUAGCUGCUGGUGGCCAGUUUUUGGCAUCCAAAUUUGAGCAGCACGAUGUUAGAAGUUUAUUGCCUGUGGAAAGUGAGACGGACGACUUGCAAGACCAUAUUAUAAUUUUGGGAUUUGGGCGUGUUGGGCAGAUAAUCGCCCAACUCCUGUCAGAAAGAUUAAUUCCAUUCGUCGCACUUGAUGUUCGAAGUGAUCGAGUGGCAGUCGGACGUGCACUUGACCUACCGGUGUAUUUCGGGGAUGCAGGAAGUAGAGAGGUACUGCACAAAGUUGGAGCUGAGAGAGCCUGCGCAGCUGCCAUUACUUUAGAUACCCCUGGUGCAAAUUAUAGAGCUGUUUGGGCUUUGAGUAAAUAUUUUCCAAAUGUGAAGACAUUCGUCCGAGCGCAUGAUGUGGAUCAUGGUGUUAAUUUGGAGAAAGCUGGUGCAACAGCGGUUGUCCCUGAGACCUUGGAACCAAGUCUUCAGUUGGCUGCUGCUGUUCUUGCACAGGCAAAACUCCCAAUGUCAGAGAUUGCAGCAACUGUCAAUGAGUUCAGGAACCGUCAUCUGUCAGAGCUCACGGAGUUAUGUGCUACAUCUGGAAGUUCUCUGGGCUACGGAUACUCGAGGGUCAUGUCCAUUUCCAAAUCAAAGUCCGUCACUUCCGAUGAUGAGAGUGAAACUGUUGAUGGAGCAUUGGCGAUUUGAGCUCAUGCAUCAAUCAUCUCCCCCAGACUGUACAGUAGAUAAUCUAUCAUCAAAUAUAAUUUUCGUAUAGAAAAGUAGCAAAAUAAUUUACAAUGACAGUUCCCAUUUUUUGACGACUUAGCAUUGCCUCUCCUUUUUAUGUAUGGAGGACACUAGGAUAUUUCUUUUCUUC
Messenger RNA from Oryza brachyantha (malo sina), 3800 nucleotides. RefSeq names its product K(+) efflux antiporter 2, chloroplastic. Gene Ontology annotation, cellular component: membrane; chloroplast. NCBI's taxonomy places the organism in Eukaryota, Viridiplantae, Streptophyta, Magnoliopsida, Poales, Poaceae. Bases 140 to 3628 code for a protein of 1162 amino acids. The transcript has 21 exons. Gene Ontology annotation, biological process: potassium ion transport; proton transmembrane transport. Gene Ontology annotation, molecular function: potassium:proton antiporter activity. The record is from RefSeq and is a predicted model, not a curated record.